Molecule: messenger RNA, 2363 nt
Organism: Alternaria alternata
Lineage: Eukaryota; Fungi; Ascomycota; Dothideomycetes; Pleosporales; Pleosporaceae
Exons: 5
Coding region: 106-2148 (680 amino acids)
Biological process (GO): regulation of DNA-templated transcription
Molecular function (GO): zinc ion binding; DNA-binding transcription factor activity, RNA polymerase II-specific
Source: RefSeq, a predicted model, not a curated record
CACCGAGUUUCUCCAACAAGAAGCGGCAAUCUUGAUCACCGUUCCUGAAGCGAUAUCCGAUUUUCAACUACUAUUUCCUUUGGAUAGUGCUGGAAUGAUUGCGACAUGUCGCACGCUCGGAGGAAGCCUAUACCCGUCAAGCUAGCGUGCAGCUCGUGCAGGGCGUCGCGAUUGAAAUGUAGUGGUACCAACCCUUGCAGUCGCUGCCUACGUAAGAACGCAACAUGCGUGUAUUUACCCAAUCGACGGGGUCGGAAGACUACAUCGAGAGCUGUAAAUCUUCCUGAGCCUAGGGAUUCAUCAAUGAAUGCUCUUGGCUCAUGGGGCGCGUCUGAUCCUAGUAUGUUCGAUUGUCAAAUGUCCGACAACAUGGGCCCGGAGUAUCCUCGAGAGACUUAUUAUGGCGGGUUACUUCCCCCAUUGUUUAGUGGGGAUCUAGGUUCCUUCCAGUUCGAGGGAAUGUUCGGCGGUAGUACGGACGCGGAACUGGAUAGCUUCUUUGCUGAGAUGUUCAGGAUACCGUCAUUUCCACGAGUUGGCUCCUUCGAUCCUACUGAUUUGGUACUGGGGGAGUCUCAGCCUGUCUAUCAACAGCCGUAUCACUCCGAUGCCCAGAUCCUUGGAGCUUAUUACAAGCACAUACAUCCUGUUUUCCCAAUCCUGCCUCCACCGAUAGAGGAACCGAGAAUUGACUCUUCAGAAGAGGAUGUCAGCAGUAGUGGCUCGUUUCUCUCACAAACUUCGUCACCUCUGAUCCUAGCUCUGUCUUCAGUUCUGUAUCAGUCAGAUGCAUUGAAACCUCCAAGUGUUGUCAACGAUGGAAACUUCGUCCAAAAUCUAUACCAGCGGGCGGCAGACUUGGUCGAACCGUUCUCCCUUUCGUCUCCCCUCUCCCAAGAUACAGUCCUCCCAUCGGUAUUCCAUCCGCAUGUACCUCAGCGAUUGGAACUGCCACUGGCAUGUUGUGUUCUUAGCUUGUACCAGUAUCUUCGCUGGGGCAAUAUUGAAGAGAUGACGCGUUUGGCACAGAAAGCUCAUAGCAUAAUCAAGGCUAUGUCUGUAAAUUGGGAGCAUGUUGGCGCAUUUGUAGAAGCUCAGCGGAGAGCGUGGUGGAUGAGUGUGAUGUGCGUAUACAACGCCAACAUCGUUAGCUGUACGUCACCAGUAAACAAGAUUGACAUUCGUACCGUCAAUAUACCGCAUCCUACCACCUUGGGUAAAUCGGAGAUGUGGGCCCAAUACGUCUCCGCCGAAGAAACUCUCGUUGCUUCCACUCUCCUUCUAGUAGCAUUGGUGAAGGGCAGCGACUCCAAAACCGAGGUGCCAGCUUUCAACCAAAAUAUUCGCCUACUAGACAAAGUCAUCACCCGCCAACUAGCUGCAAUAUCCGACACCCCAUCAUUAAUUCACGAUGUGUCGUACCGCACAGAAGAGAGACUCGCCAUAUCCCUACGCGCCAUAGCAAAGAUACGACUACACAGUGCACGCAUAAAACUACACAGAUAUCGCGCCUUCAUGCACCACCCCACCAUCCUCCAGAAGUUUUCGCCAACUACAACGACUCGAGGCCAUCACCAUCGCGUCACUAACACUAAACACCACAGCAACGGUGAUAUACAGCACGACCACCGUUCCACCUUCUCCUCGUCCUCUUCCUCUGGUAUCACCCGCAGCCUCAAUCCCCAUCACGAAACACUUCCAACCACCCAAAUCUUCCCCUUCUCGACCCACCACGCACUGAUUACCUGCCUCGACUCGGCCACCACGAUCACAGCCUCACUAUCCCAUCUCGUCUCCCUGGGCACAUGUGCAGCUCCACAGAUCUGUUCGGCAGCCUUGGGGAGCUACACACUGAUGAUGAUAUUCCACUUUGAACACCAACUACCACAAUCCCAAUCGCAGUCCCAGUUGCAUCCGUCCUCGCAAUUAGGGCCACGGCCACAGCCACGGUCACAGCCACGAUUAGCGACACGGAUGAUGAGUCCUUCUGGCGUGAUGCAGGGUUCUAUACAAGCACAAUGCGAGGAGAGCGCCGGUACGGCUGUAAAGGUGCUGGAGAGUUUUGCAGGUUGUUUCGAAUUCAUCGGCGGACUAAGAGAUCAGAUCAAGAAGGCUGCUCAUGCAACGUUUUGCUCCCGUCCAUCAUAGUGCUGGAAGGCAGGCAGAGUGAGCACGAUAAAAUAACAGAAUAAGAAAGUGUAGUAACUCAGAAUGGGACAAGAUGAUCAAAAGGGCGAAGACGAGACAAGGAAGAUUUUACCAACGUGAAUGAUAAAAAAAAAAAGAAGACUACUCAAACUUUUUCCUAACCCUAACUAGACUCCCCGGGUAACUCCAAAAGUUUAUGAAUGGAGAUUGGUUUU